AUGAAGUGGCUCAUCCUGGCCCUGGUCUGUCUCCAGCUCUCAGAGGGGUUGGUGAGAAUCAAACUGCAGAAAGCCAAGUCUAUACGGGAGAAAAUGAAGGAGGCUGGAGUGCUGGAGGACUUCCUGAAGAAAAUUAAAUAUGAUCCAGCUAAGAAAUACCACUUCAGUGAGGACUAUGUUGUGUACGAGCCGAUGACUAGCCACCUGGAUUCCUUCUACUUCGGGAAUAUCAGCAUGGGGACCCCCCCGCAAGACUUCUUGGUGCUUUUCGACACCGGCUCCUCCAACCUGUGGGUGCCUUCCAUCUACUGCCAGACGCCGGCGUGCUCCGACCAUGCAAGGUUCAAUCCCAGUGAGUCCUCCACCUUCACCUCCAACGGCCAGUCCUACACCCUCUCCUACGGCAGCGGCUCGCUCACGGUGGUGCUGGGCUACGACACACUGACGCUCCAGAGCAUCGCGGUCUCAAACCAGGAGUUCGGGCUCAGCGAGAGCGAGCCAACCGAGCCUUUCUACUAUGCUGAUUUUGAUGGGAUCAUGGGAAUGGGCUACCCCUCACUGGCGGUGGGAGGGACACCCACCGCGCUGCAGGGCAUGCUGCAGCAGAACCAGCUCACCCAGCCCAUCUUCAGCUUCUACUUCUCUCGCCAACCCACCUACGACUACGGGGGAGAGCUCAUUCUCGGAGGAAUUGACACUCAGCUCUUCUCUGGGGACAUUGUGUGGGCACCAGUGACCCAGGAGCUUUACUGGCAGGUGGCGAUUGAUGAGUUUGCUAUCGGGCAGUCAGCGACCGGCUGGUGCAGCCAGGGCUGCCAGGCCAUCGUGGACACAGGGACGUACCUGCUGACGGUGCCCCAGCAGUACAUAGGCGUCUUUGCUCAGGCUCUUGGUGCCCAGCCGACCAACGAAGGUUAUGCAGUUGACUGCAGUGAGACCCAGAACAUGCCCACCAUCACCUUCGUCAUCAACGGAGCUCAGCUCCCACUCAGCCCCUCCGCCUACGUCUCGAACAACAACGGCUACUGCACUCUUGCAAUUGAGGAGACCUACUUGCCUUCCCAGAACGGGCAGCCGCUCUGGAUCUUGGGUGAUAUCUUCCUGAAGGAGUAUUACACCAUCUUUGACAUGGGUAACAACAACAUUGGCUUCGCCUCGUCGGUGUAG
Haliaeetus leucocephalus (bald eagle) is the source of this 1167-nucleotide messenger RNA. Its product is annotated as gastricsin-like. The coding region runs from base 1 to 1167 and encodes 388 amino acids. Gene Ontology annotation, biological process: proteolysis. Lineage: Eukaryota; Metazoa; Chordata; Aves; Accipitriformes; Accipitridae. The record is from RefSeq and is a predicted model, not a curated record. The transcript is spliced from 9 exons. Gene Ontology annotation, molecular function: aspartic-type endopeptidase activity.